UUAACGGAUCUUGCUUUGUAGUCUCUCUAAUUCAAUCAAUGGCAGAGAUUGGAACAACUAGAAUGCCGAAUCACCAGAGGAAGAAGAUCCUGAAUAGAGACCAAGCAAGCCAUGCUAUGAGCUUCUCCAAGCGAACGAAAACCUUGAAGAAGAAAGCUCACGAGCUUCAGACACUGUGUGAUGUCAAGAUUUGCAUGGUCUGUUUUGGUCCUGACAGCACCGUCCAGACAUGGCCAGAGGGUGCUGUGGAGGUCAAGGAUGCAAUCAUGUCCUACAAAGGACUCGGUGAUAGAAAAAAAUACGAGAGCAGCCUCUUGGGUUAUUUGCAUGAUAAAAAGAUGAAGCUUGAAGUCAAGAAACGGAAGGUGAUGAAGAAGAAGGUUAAUAAAGAGCUCAUUGUCAAGUGGUCCGAUCAUGUUGAUGGGUUAUCUGAUGAUGCUUUGAGGGACACAGUUAACACUUUAGAGUCUAGAUUGUUUGAUUUGAAAGAGAAAAUAAAGUUAUGCAUGCAGAGGGAUAAGGUAGAGGCAAUUCAAGAUCAUGUUGAUAUGGAAUUUGAGAUGGAUGGAUCAUCCGUUCCUAGCAGUGCUGCUGGUGCAACUGCCUGGCCAGCAGACGUCAUGGAUACAAACAUCAACGUUGUGGAAACUGUUGGUAAUAAUGACAAGGAUGCAGCUUCCACCAGCUUUGAGAUGCCACCACUACCAAAAGAUUCAAGUGACUGGAUGGAGAGUUUACGUAACUGGAUGGAGAAUGAUGAAGCCUAUCAGCAUGGUUUUGAAAAUGAUGAUUGGUUUAAUGAGUGGGAAGCAUGAGAAGCAAAACAACAAUAUGAUGAUUGUCAGCUGUAGUAGUUUUUGGCUUUCUUUUUUAAUGUUAAGAUGUAUAUAGAUUCUAUACUACUAAUUCUGCAACUCAAAGGUCUACUGAAAAUUCACUGCAAACAACAAUU
This is a messenger RNA of Populus trichocarpa (black cottonwood), 952 nucleotides long. Its product is annotated as agamous-like MADS-box protein AGL75. The record is from RefSeq and is a predicted model, not a curated record. Gene Ontology annotation, molecular function: RNA polymerase II cis-regulatory region sequence-specific DNA binding; protein dimerization activity; DNA-binding transcription factor activity, RNA polymerase II-specific. The transcript has a single exon. Gene Ontology annotation, biological process: regulation of transcription by RNA polymerase II. Lineage: Eukaryota; Viridiplantae; Streptophyta; Magnoliopsida; Malpighiales; Salicaceae. The coding region runs from base 39 to 815 and encodes 258 amino acids.